AGAGAGCGACGUUUGUCGGAAAACGGGUGGUGGUGAAUAUAACUCCGUGUUCCUGUUUACGUCUGGUUGAAAUUUCAGGAAAGAGAAGGCGACAGUGACGGUGUAGUCCGAUCCGAUCCGAUCCGAUCCGCGCCUCAGAAAGAGGUUUUAAAGUGGUAUUUUGCAGUAAACCCUGCAGCAGUGCGCCUGCGCGUCUCCUGUCGUUAGACAGGCCGCUUCAAUGCAUUACAGAGAGCCGUUAUCACCGCGGAGAUGGACGCCAGCGACCUGUUCUCCAGCUGCAGGAAGGGAGACGUUGCCCGAGUGAGGUACCUGGUUGAACAGAGAGAUGUGGAACUGAAUAUCCGAGAUAACUGGGACAGUACGCCUCUGUACUAUGCAUGCCUCUGUGGACAUGAGGAGUUGGUGCAGUAUUUGUUGGCCAGUGGUGCGAAGUGUGAAGCGAACACGUUUGAUGGGGAGCGAUGUCUAUACGGUGCUCUGAGCGACUCCAUACGCCGCCUGCUCAAGGAGUACAAGCGUAUCACGGCUAAAACCAUGCAGCGGGAUUACUACGAGCAGUUCCUGCAGACGCUGCUGGAGCAGGGCUCAUACAGCGAUGUGACGUUCAUGGUGCACGGUGAGAUGUUCCGCACGCACCGCUGCAUCCUCAGUGCCCGCUCCGAAUACUUUGCCCACAUGCUGGAGACCAAGUGGAAGGGCAAGACCAUGAUCGCUCUCAAACAUCCACUGGUGAACCCGGCUGCGUUCGCUGCCAUCCUGCAGUACUUCUAUACGGGUCGGCUAGACAUCGACGUGAAUUACGUAGAGGACUGCAAGCGUCUGGCCAAGCAGUGCAAAAUCAGCGAGCUCAUCGAGGAGCUGGAGGUCAAGUGCAAGCAGGUGCAGGAGUUUGUGUCCAAUAAACCGGGAACAUGUGUGAAGGUGCUCACUCUGGAUCCUCACGACUGGCAGCUGCAGGACGGCAUGGCUCUGUUAGCCGACAGCGCUCUCCCCGCUGAUCUCAGGGUCGGAUACGGGCAGCUUCCUUUUGAUUUGACUGACAGUUUUCCGAGCUACCCCGACAUCUGCUUCCGGGUGGACGGGUAUGACUUCCUGUGUCAUAAGGCUUUUUUCUGUGGCCGUAGCGAUUACUUUAAGGCGUUGGUGGAAGAUCAUUUCAGUGAAGGAGAAACCUUGCAGUCUCGCCCUGAAGUUCCUGUCAUCACCCUACAUGAUGUAUCUCACGAGCUAUUCACCAAAAUCCUCUACUACAUCUACAGUGAUAACACACAGCUGUCCCAUGAUAGCGUGUAUGAGGUGCUGUGUGUAGCAGACAUGUACCUGCUGCCGGGUCUGAAGCGUCUGUGUGGUCGCACGUUGGCUGCGCUGCUCAGCGAAGAAAACAUUCUGCACAUGUGGAAGACGGCCAAGCUGUUCAGCCUGUCGCGCCUCGAGGACCAGUGCACAGAGUACAUGGCCAAGAUCAUCGAAAGGCUGGUGGAAAGGGCGGAGUUUGCAGAGCUUAUCCGAGAGGACGCUGCGAACGUGGCGGCGCGCCAGGAGACGGACUCCAUCCCGCUGGUGGACGACAUCCGCUACCACAUCAGCAGCAACGUUCAGACGUACAGCGCCAUCGAGGAGGCCAACCAGAAAGUGCACGCCCUCGAGCUCCUGCUCAAUCACAUCGGCCUCGACUGCUGAACACACACAGGCCGAUGUGUAGGAGAACACCGUGUGAUGUUAUGGCUUUAUUUAUGCUUUCUGCACACCUGAAAUGAGUAGCGUUCUAUUUUAGAAUAACAACCUUAACUCGUACUAAUAUACAACCACUCUGAGUGAAGAUUCUAGAAAAAAGCUUGAAGUAAGUUUACUUAUUGUUUUUACUUUGGAUUCGAUUCCGUUCUUGAACAAGAACUAGUCAAAUCUUUUGUGUAUAUCUGUCUAGCGUCAGUUACAUAAUACAGUAAUAAUGAAAUUAGUUAGGGCUGCUAAAAAAUAUUCAUGCUUUACAGUUAGUUCAGCAAUUUAGGAACGAAAUAGCUUUAAUGCAGCCUUUGGAAUAAACAAUUAAAUCUAAUUAUCUGUCGCAUUGUACUUGAUCAGCCUAUAUUCCUUCAGAUGCACAAAAAAAAAAUUAUGAGCAAAUUAUUAAUUUUCGAAGAAUGAUUUUAUCUUGAUCCAAAUGAAUAAACAGGCCACGGGAAUCCUGUGACUUAAUCCUGCAUCUAAAACUUGUAUUUAACAGUUAUUCCACAAAAUCAAGUCGUACAUGAGCUGAUAGCCGACGAGGCGCGUAGCACCGAGUUGUCUAUAAUCCAUGUACGACGAGAUUGAGUGGAAUAACUGUUUUAUUCUGUCCACAUUCACUGGAUUUUGAGAAACGGAGCAUUUUUAUUGUUAUUUUUUUGCAAAUUCGAUCAGUAAAAACUUUGUACAAAACGUCCAACAAAAUCAUUUCCGCUUAGAAUGUAAACAAACCGGCGAAAUGAGAGGAGCAAUUUUGUGAAAAAUGCGUUUAAUAAUAAUUAUUAAAAAAUUUAAAAAUGAUACGUUCUUACCAUCAAGUACUUUUCAUUCCAUAUUUUGUUGCUCUUUUGUAUUUUUUUUUGGGGGGGGGUUGUUGUCGAGGAGAGUUUUUUAUUUCGUUCUUGGUUGGUUCAGCAGCACGCUCUGCCAUUUUGUUUUUCUCUACUCAUGGUAUAUGAGCUGAUAGCCUAGUAGUAGAGGAGCCAAUCAGAGCGUGCAUUUGCUCAUAUCCAGUGAAUGUGGUUAGCAUUUAAUUAUUCUAUCCAAUCUCUGUAUCUUUAGCUAAGCUGGCCAACAUUGGAGUUAAUUAUGUUGAAUUAAUUAAGGAAACUGACGUAUGAUCAUGUUAAGCAAGAGUGCUUUCUUUUCUUCACUGCUACAAUAGUGAGGUCAUUUCAUUAAAAAAAAAAAGUUUACCUGCACGAUUUGGUAGUGUGCUAUUUGUUACAAAUGAUUAUGCAGCACAAAACAUCCAGGUUAUGUUUAUUUCCGUUUGUUGUAUGUGAGGAGGUUAUGUAAUUCAGCAAUCAGUAACGACUGGCAUCUAAUUGGAGCCAAGCAGCCCCCUUUUUUUUUUUUUUUUAAAAGCUAAGCUCACAUUAUUAUAAUAAUAAUAAUAUGAUGAUGAUGAUGAUCUGUUCAGCCCUAAUAUGAUGAUGAUAUGGCCUCAUUAUGAUAAUCUGAUCUUAUAAGUGAUUUCUUUCUCUUCAUUAUAAAGCUCAUGGGGUCAUGUAUAGAAGAUUUAUAAGACCUUAGAGUUGACCUACAGGAUCAGAAAUAUAAAAUAUUCCAAAAUAUUUAAAGUUUUUUUUUUUUUUUUUAUAAUUAAUUUUUCCCCCUUUCUCAGUGAGAUCUUUUCAUAUAAGCUGAAAUAGUUUCUGGGGGGGGAAAGGAAGUCUGUAAAUGAAGAGAUGGGUUUGUGACACACUUUCGUUGUUGUGUUGAUGAGUGGUGUGUGUGUGUGUUGGUGUCAUGACCGGCGCUGGAGUUAUUGCGCUUUAUCUGUGAUUUAUAAUACAUAUACAUAGCUAUGAUGUACGUGUAGAUGUACGAGUCCAGAUGCAGUCCUCACUGGUCUCUUCAGGUCACGCUUUGGUUCAGUGACAGAUCAUGCUCUCUUGUCUGUUGUUACCUGACUCAGGUGUGUUUACAAUCUGGACGGGGGGGGAAUGGAUUGGGUUCAAACAUGGAUGGAUUUUUUUUUUUUUUUUUAACUCCAUGAUGAGAGCUUGGAAUUAUAAGGUUCUGAUGUGUUUUUUCUUUAAAAAUGAUGCGUGUUAUUUACAUGAUGCUAAAUAUUUUGGCUUGUUUGCUGAAGUCUUCUUUUGAAGAUUCUGAAUCCUGAUUGACCAGAAGGUUUUUUUUUUUCCCUCCUCCUAGAACAGCAGCUUGAACAUUAGUAAAGCCUGUCCUUCAUUCGGCUCACAGAUUACUCUUAAUGCACUCAUUUUUUUAAAAAAUCCGUUAUCAUUUCUGCGGUAACAACUUGCGCAUUUUUGAAGGAGUCUCCAGUGUCAGUGCGCUGUAGCAGUCAGAAGAUGGAGGCCUUUGUGCUUUGCGCUUGUCCUUUAAUUAACAAAUGGCUGUAAUCAUUAUCGACUUGCUGUGGUAGAACAGGAAUAAAACACUGAGACAUGCUGUUAUUGGAAAAUAAUCACUAAUAUUAAAAUCACAAAAUGCGUCAGAACCUUAUUUCCUUAACAUUUAUUUACGGCGUUAUUUAACAGCCAAGGUCUUGAUUUAUUUAGUUGUGCAAUAUUAUACUGUAUAACAGUCUUUACAUUUUGAUAUGUUUAUCUCAGUCUGGUGUUUUUGUUGUACUUUUUGUUUUACUUUAGUGGGUUUUUUUUUGUGGUGUUUCAGUUUGUGGUGGCCUCAGAGGAACAGUGUAGCAUGAAAAAUGUAAUUUCCACUAUACACCCUUGUCCAAGUGUUGUAGACCAGCUGAGACCCCCCCCCCUUUCCAGUUUUGCACUAGGAUGAGAAGUUUAAUGUUCCUAAGAACAAAGAACCAUCAGUUUAGUCUCAUGUAAACUGCAUGAAACAUCACACACUUGUAUCAGAACACAUUUUUGGCUCAGUUUGUUGAUAUACAAUUUAAUAAAAUGGCAUGAAAUGUAAGUGUUUAUAAUCAGUGCUCAUCUGGUAGCUAUUAGCUCUCAUUAGCUGUUCACAACAUUAGCCUUUUAGCUAAAAUAAACGUCAUACGGCAAACAUGUCUUGGCUGAUCGACUACAGUGAGAAGGGUAACUGAAAGUCCAGAUCAUAUUGUCUCAAUGGCUUUGUUUUUGUACAUGUGUAUGUGUGAUUGAUUGAGAGAAAGAAUGAGCGUGUUGGACAAAAACAGCGUGACCGUUUUGCUCUAGAAUUGAUGCAGAAUGCACACGAAUUCCUAAACUGCAGUAAUAUUUUCACACUGGCAUGUAGUUACUUUUUGUGUGUAUAAAAACCCAGUGCAUAGAAGCAAAUAAAUAAAAGCCCUGUUUGAA
This is a messenger RNA of Neoarius graeffei (lesser salmon catfish), 4997 nucleotides long. It is a transcript of the gene abtb1, whose product is annotated as ankyrin repeat and BTB (POZ) domain containing 1. Gene Ontology annotation, cellular component: cytoplasm; ubiquitin ligase complex. Lineage: Eukaryota; Metazoa; Chordata; Actinopteri; Siluriformes; Ariidae. The record is from RefSeq and is a predicted model, not a curated record. The coding region runs from base 253 to 1683 and encodes 476 amino acids. Gene Ontology annotation, molecular function: protein binding. The transcript is spliced from 12 exons.